AUGCAACGUCCACCUCGUCAAAUGCCACCACGAGGUCCUGGUGCCCAACAGCAAAGGGCUCCUAGGCCACAUGGACCAAGACCUGUGGUUUCUAGUGAGAAACCUGCAGUUCCUAAACAAAACCCAAUGGCGGGAGUGCAACAAGUUACAGAAGGAUUUAAAACUUUGGGUACAGGAGCAGAUGUUCCAGCAACACAAAUAGGGCGUGGAGCUGUCAGAGGUCGAAGACAACUUGAUCUUGAACAUUUUAGGACACCAAGACCUCAAUCUUCAUUGGGAACAGUUGGAAAACAGGGAACUUCGGGUCAGCCUGUAAAAUUGUUAGCAAAUUACUUUCCCAUAACAUCAUACACAAAUUGGUGUUUGUACCAAUACAGAGUUGACUUCAAUCCCGAAGAAGAUAAAAUAAGUACUAAAAAAGGAUUAUUAGGUCAGCACCGAGAACGUUUGGGAGGAUAUUUAUUUGAUGGGUCAAUGUUAUUUUCUGGUAGCCGAUUUGAUCCACCAAAUUUUGAACUUACUUCUACCCGGCGCUCAGAUGAUCAAAUUGUAGUAAUUUCAGUAAAAUUCACAAAUGUUAUUGAGACUGGUGAUUAUGCCAACAUUCAAGUCUUCAAUUUACUUUUGCGCAAUUGUCUUCGUCAUCUGAAACUAACAAUGGUUGGAAGAAACUUUUAUGAUCCAGAUGCUAAAAUUGAUAUGGCUCAAUAUAAGCUUCAACUUUGGCCAGGCUAUGAAACGACAAUUGGCAGGUAUGAAGACAACAUUUUACUAUGUGCUGAAAUUUCAACAAAAGUCAUGCGUCAAGAAACUGUAUUGGAUUUUUUAAAUCAGUGUGCUAAUGACAGAAACCGAAAUAAAGAUUGGAUGAUAAACUUUAAAAGUGGGGUCGUCGGUACUACAGUGAUGACUAAAUAUAACAAUGAAACAUACAGAAUUGAUGACAUAGAUGAAAAUUCUGACCCUACCUCCGAAUUUACUAAAAAAGAUGGAUCUAAAAUGACGUAUAUCCAAUAUUACAAAGAAAAAUGGAAUUUAACCAUUCGUACUGCCAGGCAACCAAUGUUAAUUUCAAAAAAUAAAAGAUCCAUACGACGAUUUGGAGAAGAAGAUACAUUGGUGUAUCUUGUUCCAGAAUUAUGUGUGAUGACUGGUUUAACUGAUGCCAUGAGAAAUAAUUUUACGCUUAUGAAAGAUAUGGCCAUACAUACCCGUGUGAAUCCCAAAGAACGCAUAGAACGACUAACAAAUUUUGCAAAUCGUCUUCUUAGAACACCAGACUCUGUAGUUGAAUUGAAAAGGUGGAACCUGACAUUGAGUAAUAAGCUUGUUGAACUAACUGCUCGUACUUUACAACCGGAACCAAUUCAGAGUCGUUCUAAAGGAUAUAAUGGUGGUGAAGAAGCAGACUGGACAAAACAUUUACGUGCUUUACCAAUGUUCACCUCUGCGAUUGUGAAGCAUUGGGUUAUUUUAGCUCCUAAGGACUGUCUUCGAGAAGUUGAUGCAUUUGCUCAGACUCUGGCAAAGGCUGCACAAGGGAUGACAUUUACACUACCUAAGCCUGCUAUAGUACCGAUGGCUGAUGGAAGAUCAAAUACAUUUUUAAACCAUUUGGAACAAGUAAUCAAUGAAUCGAAUCCAGCUUUGAUAUUAUGUGUUAUUCCAUCGGCACGUGGUGAUAUUUAUAGUUUGAUUAAAAGGAAAUUAUGUAUUGAUAGAGCAGUACCAUCGCAAGUAGUACUAUUGAAAAAUGUGCAAAAAAACAAUUUAUCUGUGUGCACAAAAAUCGCCAUUCAAAUUAACUGUAAACUUGGAGGUGCCCCUUGGCUAGUUACCAUUCCUAAAAAAGGGAUGAUGAUUGUUGGUUUUGAUGUAUGUCAUGAUAGUCAACGGAAAAAUAUAUCAUUUGGAGCUUUAGUGUCAACCAUGAAUGACUCUCAUACAAGUUACUUCAGUUGUGUGGAACCUCACGAAAGUGGAGAGGAACUUUCUGUUCAUUUUGCAACCGGCAUAACUAAGGCCUUGGCCAAGUACAGAGCUAAAAAUGGGUCAUUACCUACUUCCAUUAUUGUAUACAGAGAUGGUGUUGGAGAAGGCCAAAUAUCACAUGUUCAUAAGACAGAAGUUAGACUUUUACAGACUGCUUGUGAACAAGUUUACGGUCCAAAGUCUGUUCCAUUUGCUUUUGUUAUAGUUACCAAACGUAUUAGUGCAAGAUUUUUUGCUCCUACUAAUAGAGGCCCUGAAAAUCCUCGACCUGGUACAAUUAUUGAUACUGUGGUUACAGACCCGACCAAGUAUGAUUUCUUUUUAGUUUCUCAACAUGUAAGACAGGGUACUGUAACUCCUACACAUUAUCAAGUGAUUGAAGACACACUUAGACUUCCUCCCGAUAUUAUGCAAAGACUUACAUUCAAGUUGACCCAUAUGUACUACAAUUGGUCGGGUACUGUGCGGGUUCCUGCUCCAUGUCAGUUGGCACACAAGUUGGCAUUCCUCACUGGUCAGACCCUCAGACGUUCUCCACAUACAGGAUUGGAUGAGUUAUUAUACUUUUUAUAAUUGUAUAUUGUGAUAUGGCCUUUCACAUUACUAAUUUUAUUAACUACUUUUUAUGAAGUAAUAUUUAAAUAUUUUUAUUUUAUUGAUCUUUUGAUAGUGUUUAAUGAUAGAAUAGCCUUUUAUUUUUAGUUUAAUUACUUGUUUUGUCAUAUCACUUCUUAAUUAUUAACUUUAACAUUUGACAAUUUCAUUUUCACUUCCUAAAAUAGUUUUAAUAAUUACAAUUGUUAUUUUUUCAUUAUUGAAUAAAGUAAUGGUUUGAAAAUUUCCAA
This is a messenger RNA of Myzus persicae (green peach aphid), 2837 nucleotides long. RefSeq names its product piwi-like protein Siwi. Lineage: Eukaryota; Metazoa; Arthropoda; Insecta; Hemiptera; Aphididae. Gene Ontology annotation, biological process: regulatory ncRNA-mediated gene silencing. Gene Ontology annotation, cellular component: P granule. Bases 1 to 2565 code for a protein of 854 amino acids. The transcript has 17 exons. Gene Ontology annotation, molecular function: piRNA binding; protein binding. The record is from RefSeq and is a predicted model, not a curated record.